AUAAUGCAAGCCACGGCGGUUUGCCACGUGGCAGAUAGGUCUACAUGCCACUUCAUCCCCCUCCUUUUCUUAGCCACACUUUCCCCACAAUCCUCCCUAUUAUUAACACAGCUGCUCUAACCAUGCCCCUUUAGUCUGCAAUAGCAUAUAGCGUAUAGCCCGUCCUCACUACUCCUUCCCCAUUACACGGAAAAUGGCUUCCGCCGCCUCUCUCUCCAAUGCCAUGGUCAGCACCUCCUUUGUCCGCCGCCAGCCGGUGACAAGCCUAAGCUCCCUUCCUAACUUUAGGCUGGCUCUUUUUGGCCUAAAAGCCCAGAGAGGGGCCCGUCUUACUAUGUCUGCAUACAAAGUAAAGCUCAUCACUCCUGAAGGACCUCAAGAAUUUGAGUGCCCAGGUGAUAUCUACAUUCUUGACCAAGCUGAGGAAUUGGGUAUUGAUCUUCCGUACUCCUGCAGGGCUGGUUCUUGCUCUUCAUGUGCUGGGAAGGUUGCACAAGGUAGUGUGGAUCAGUCUGAUGGUAGCUUCCUUGAUGAUGACCAGAUAGCUGGUGGUUAUGUUCUCACUUGCGUUGCUUAUCCAACAAGUGAUGUUGUCAUUGAGACACACAAGGAGGAAGAGCUCACCGCUUAAAAAUAUAAACUUCAUGCUUUAACUAGACUAUCUUUUCUUUCUUCCUCGUCUGUUUGUCUUAUUGCUUUUAUCGAUUGGGCUUAGUGUUGUCAAGGGAUGUUUCACCGUUUAUGUCCCUGAAUGAGUUACAUGUUUUAAGGUUUUUGUUCAUUUGUAGUCACAAAUGAAAUUGUUGUAGCCCUAAUAAUCUUACAUAUCUUGCUGAGAAGCUCUUUGUUCUCUCUCUCCCUCUCUCUCUUUCUCUCGUUCUUGAAGAUCCACCGUGAAUAUUGCAGACUUGCAAUGAAUUAAGUCAGGUUCAUGAAAAGACUAGUUCCAACACCGAAAAAGAAAUGGGAUAAUCCAAAUGCUUUCACUUUUGCUGUUGAAAUCCAGGUGAAAUAAAACCGGCCAAAGCUGUAUAACCAUGGCUCAUUUACCAAAGUUUGAAGGAAGUUUGAUAAUCACUUGAACAGGAAAAAUUAUUUUUUCUUUUCUUCUACAAAAAAGGUCAUUAAAAGGAUAUUGUUAAAAAGUUAAAAGAAAAAAAGAAAACCGGCUUAUGUGUAAGAUAAACAUUCAGGUCAUUUGAAACAAUUCAUGUAGAAUGUCGACCUAAUUCCCUUCUGCAAUGCCUUCAUUGUGUUCUUCAUCAAUGGUCUCAGGCUGUGAUGUAUUGAUGCUUAUAGACUCAGAUAAAAAUACUCUUCCACCCGUGAUGAGAAUUCGAGAAUGUUAUAGUUACCUAAUUUACGGACUCCCAUGGAGGAGCUUCUUGAUAAAGUGCCGGAUGCAACUGUGGUGAAGUGAUUCUCUAACACUCUCAGCCAGCAACCAUGGCUUUCUUACAUUGGGAUCCUAUCUGAAACCAUCAAGAGUUGAAAUCUUAGCAAAUCAUACAGUACAAAGUAAGCAUGUCGUAUAACUCUUUUAUCAUGCUAAUGCAAGUAACUAGGUUCAGCCAUAAAACACACUCUCGUGUGCAGUGAAAGCCCUCCAAUUUGGUUCUCAAAUGGACUGUAGGUGAAGUACAUUGGUGAAGCAAAGUAGUGAAAGAUAACAAUGGAGAAAACGGCAGAAGAACUUCCAGAUUUAUAUCAGAAUAAAAAGAUGAUUAUAUGUCGUUUAUGUUUCUCAUUAUUUACUAUUCUUGCUUCACGAAAAAAAAAAAUCUAAAAAGAAAAAGUGAAUAUCGUAUAGGUAGAGAUAGUUUUUCUUUUUUAAUUUGCUAGGUUAUUUGGUGUGUUUGCUUUUUGGCUUUGAACAUUAUCGGGGGCUUACUUGCAUAAUUCACAAGAGGCUUGAGUCCUUACUUAAAUAAGUAACAAACGAACCCUAAAUUGAUAUUUGUCGAAUCAAAUCAGUAUUAUAAAUUUCAUUUCAGUAUUUUACCUUGGCAAUGCUCACAGGCUCAGUCGGUCUAGAAAGUUCCUAAACCUUGCUAAACCCUAGGCAUGGCUUUGAACCCAUUUCAACUCCGUCGAACCCUAACCCCUUCGACCAUCCUUCAGUGCACUUUCUCUGUUCUCAAACCUACGGUCCAUACAAUUUCAUCCCCCAUUUCCAAUGCCACUUGUGCGGUUACUCCACCAUCAUUAACAUCAACUUUCCGUAUUUUUCAAUCUCGAUGGUUCAGAUCAUCGGGGCGCCCACUUUCAUCACCGAGAUAGUACAAACUGUACAAGGAAGGGGACGAGAUCACGGAAGACACGGUUCUAUUCGAAGGCUGUGAUUACAACCAUUGGCUCAUUAUAGUUGAUUUUCCCAAAGAUAAUAAACCACCCCCUGAAGAAAUAGUUCGCACUUGCGAGAAUAUUUGUGCUCAAGGCCUCGGCAUCAGUAUGGAGGAGGCAAAAAAAA
This is a messenger RNA of Durio zibethinus, 2470 nucleotides long. Lineage: Eukaryota; Viridiplantae; Streptophyta; Magnoliopsida; Malvales; Malvaceae. The record is from RefSeq and is a predicted model, not a curated record.